GUGAACACAUCGUGUACAGCGAGGAGGGAGAUGGAAAUCUGUCUUCAUUUUUUGAUUCUCUCUUCCACAAUCAGUCUCUCCGCUGCAGAAUUUCACUGUGAUCAAGGAUAUCAUCUCUAUGGGGAUUACUGCUAUCACUUCAACAGUGAAUCAGAUAAAACGUGGCAGGAUGCUGAAAACUAUUGCAGCUCCCAGAACGGACACCUGGCCAGCGUCCACAACCAGGAGACAGUCAGAUUCAUAACAGCUUACAUUCCCAGAGCUUCCUGGAUUGGACUUAAUGACCGACUACAUGAGGGAAACUUUGUCUGGUCUGAUGGAACGCCUUCCGACUUCUUGCCAUGGGCCCUGGGUCAGCCGGAUAACUGGAAGGAUGAUGAGCACUGCGUACAUAUCCUCAGCACGGAGACCUCUAAUACGGGAAAAUUCAAUGACAUACAUUGCUCUAACGCCUACACGUUCAUCUGCCAGAAAGGAAAAAAUGUAGGUCCUCCACCAGUUCCACUCACUGCUGUAACAGGAGCUCAGUUAAGAAUGACACCAAGAUCAUCAGCUAGAGAUCCAUCCAGCCUUCCACUGGUUCUCUUUGUGUUGGGAAUGGUGCUCUUCCUGGCCUUAGUGCUUCUGCUGCUCCUGUUUUGCCAGUACAGAGCGCUCAGGAGAACCACUUUAUCCUGUUCUACAAGGUCACAAGCAAGCUGGAGCCUAUCCCAGCUGACUACGGAGGAAAGGCGGGGUACACCCUGGACAAGUCGCCAGGUCAUCACAGGGCUGACACAUAGACACAGACAACCAUUCACAUUCAUAUUCACACCUACGGUCAAUUUAGAGUCACCAGUUAACCUAACCUGCAUGUCUUUGGAGUGUGGGAGGAAACCAGAACACCCGGAGGAAACCCAUGCGGACACAGGGAGAACAUGCAAACUCCACACAGAAAGGCCCUCGCCGGCCACAGGGCUCGAACCUGGACCUUCUUGUUAUGAGGGGACAGCACUAACCAUUACACCACUGUGCCGCCCCUAUUAUUAUUAUUAUUAUUAUCCACUCCCAGAUGUCUCUAAGACUCAGCCUGAGGCAGUCUAUGAGGAAAUCGACCACAGAUCCAUCACUAGAAGAAGCAGGAGCUCCACUCAAAGAGGAAGUCUCCUCUCUGAAGAACAGCAUUCUGGGUAUGAGCAUGUGGAUGAUGAGCUUCUCUCAGGUAAAAAAGCCCAGAGUGUGAGUUUGUCGAACUCCAUGAACUGAACGAGAUUAGAAUUGCAAUUAAAAAUCAGAAAUGACUAAACGUGUCCUUUCUGAGACGUGAUUAUGAUGUAUUGUAUGGAAGAAUUACAGGAACUCCAGUGUUUUAAUGCUGACACAUGACAUCUCACAAUCAACCUGAUCUUACUUUAAGCUUCUGAAAUCCCUCUUAUCAAAUUGAUCAAAGCUUCUUUGGAUGAGGAUUUUAUUGAGUAUAAAUGUGUUUAAAAACCCCAAACAAACAAAUGGUUCUUUUUACAGUCAAGUCUGGGAUCAGAGAAAAGGCGGCGUAUUAUGAUAUCAUCGACACCAGUGACUUCAUAAGUGGGUGCAGUUGUGAACUGAUCCCAUAAAUUUAGUGACUUGACAUGAAACCAUGAGGUCAGAAUGUGAUGGAGCUGUUUGUACAGACCCUCUGCUUUUAUUUCAUUUAGGUGAUACAGGAAGAGUCGAAGUGACAUUCCAUGUCCCAACAGCUAGCCGCUGUGUUUGGGGAUCAGGUCAUCGAGGCCCCUGCCUUCAACUGCUGCCCAAUCCACAAACCUUGGAUCCAGGAGGAACAAUGCGGUUUUUGUCCUGGUCGUGGAACACUGGACCAGCUCUGUACCCUUCAUAGGGUGCUUGAGGGUUCA
Messenger RNA from Neoarius graeffei (lesser salmon catfish), 1874 nucleotides. RefSeq lists its product as uncharacterized. Gene Ontology annotation, molecular function: signaling receptor activity. NCBI's taxonomy places the organism in Eukaryota, Metazoa, Chordata, Actinopteri, Siluriformes, Ariidae. The record is from RefSeq and is a predicted model, not a curated record. Bases 31 to 1245 code for a protein of 404 amino acids. The transcript has 8 exons.